AUGGAGUGGCAUCACCAACACAUUAACUCAGCCAACAACAAGAAGACCUCAAAUAAUCAUAAGAAGAAGAUGGCGGCUGCAGGCGCUGCCGACGCAGAGCAUAAAUUAUAUUGCUCUAACCCAUGCUUCUUCUGCGCCAUUAACGAGACCGACUCAUUUCUCCGAAGAGCCGCAAUCGCCCGUUGCUUCAGAGCGAUGCUCUUCACCGACGACCGCCGUUGCCACAACCAAGUCCUCGCCCUCAGCAGCCUUUGGCACCUCGCCGUCUCGCAUCCCAAUCACCCCGAGUUCCCCUCCCUCGGCGUCUUCCAAUGCAUGGCCAAUCUAAUCCGCCGAUCCCUCACCGACGCAUCCUGGCUCCUCACACACCACAACAUCUUCGUCCCUUACCAUGCCGCUCACAUUAUUGGAUCCUAUUCCAUGAACAUGCCCCAUUUUGCCUACAAAGCUGUCGAAUCCGGCGUGAUUCCGCCAUUAAUGGACCUCCUCAGAGGCAAAAUCAGUUGGGUCGAGCAGAGAGUGGCCGUUAGAGCCCUCGGCCAUUUGGCCAGCCACGAAAGAACGUUUGCAGCCAUUUCAGAGCACGAAGAAGAGAUUGUGAAGUUAACCAUCGAGAUAGCUUCCACUUGUCUCAAUGUGGUUUAUUUUAGCUUCGUUGGGGUGGCGGAAAAGAAGAGAUUGAAGUACCAUCGCGAGUUGCUUACCAGAGGUGUAGGCGGGUUGGAGAUGGAGAAUAGAAAAGCAGAGGAAUGGGCCAGCCAGCUCCAAUGCUGGUCUCUGUUUCUCUUGAACUGCUUUGCGUGCAAACAGAGGUGUCUGAAUCUGAUGUGCAAGCGAGAAUUUUUAAAGGAAUUGUGCGGAAUGUGGGGUGGGUUAACGAAUCGAACUUCCCCCGCUGGAAUUGGCCUCAUCAGAAGCCUCUGUUUCACAAAAUUGGGAAGACAGAGCAUAGCAGAUUCAGGGGAAGUUGUGCGGAGGCUCGGUAAUGUCUCCCGGUCUUCGGAUAAAUGGCAGCACAUGGCCAUUGACUCUCUCCUUUUACUUCUCAAAGACCCAGAAACGAGAUACAAAGUGUUGGAUUUUGCCGUCCUCUAUCUCGCUGAUUUGGUUGAGCUCAGAAACAUUGGCAGGGGAAGAGCGAGAAUCAAAGUGGGUGAAGCAAUCACACAGACAUUGUUAUCGGAUUACUGCAAAAUUAAGUACGGGAACUUGAAUUUGAAGAGCAAGAAAGCCGAAAAGACAUUGGAGGAGGUGUGGGAUUUGAAGGUGGAGAGAAGAAAGAGGGAGAAGAUGAUGUCUGAGAAAGAAGUAACAGAGAGGAAGAAGAUGGCGAGCGUGAUGAAAAAGGAAGGGAAUGAAAUGUUUUGGCGUGGGGAUAUUAAGGAAGCUGCGAUGAAAUACUCCAAAGCUUUAAACUUGUGCCCAUUGAAGGUGAGGAGAGAGAGAGCAGUUCUCCAUAGCAACAGAGCUCAGUGCCAUCUGUUGCUCAGAGACCCAGAAUCCGCCAUUAGCGACGCCACUCGAGCUCUGUGCCUGUCCAAUGUGAACUCUCGUGGCAAAAGCCUCUGGCGAAGAUCGCAGGCUUACGACAUGAAAGGGUUGGCCAAGGAAAGCUUGAUGGACUGUUUGAUGUUCGUCAAUGGCCGCAUGAGGGGGCUGGAGCAGACGAGGGGUGUCAGGAUCCCCUACUACGCGACGCUCACGAUUAACAAACAGAUGAACGCCACGUGGAUUUUCGCCGCUGCGGAGUCAAAGGCGCGCAACGAUCGUGGAGAAAUCGGAGAUCAAUCGGACGGGCGGGACCAAUUUAGCGAUGUGACAGUGGACAGCAAAAGGGGUUUCCCAGGUAAGGUUCGGAACGUAAACUCGUCGAUGUUUAUAUUUUGA
This is a messenger RNA of Malania oleifera, 1887 nucleotides long. RefSeq lists its product as uncharacterized. The transcript has a single exon. Gene Ontology annotation, molecular function: protein binding. The record is from RefSeq and is a predicted model, not a curated record. The coding region runs from base 1 to 1887 and encodes 628 amino acids. Lineage: Eukaryota; Viridiplantae; Streptophyta; Magnoliopsida; Santalales; Ximeniaceae.